This is a messenger RNA of Argentina anserina (silverweed cinquefoil), 786 nucleotides long. Its product is annotated as LOB domain-containing protein 1-like. NCBI's taxonomy places the organism in Eukaryota, Viridiplantae, Streptophyta, Magnoliopsida, Rosales, Rosaceae. The record is from RefSeq and is a predicted model, not a curated record. Bases 1 to 681 code for a protein of 226 amino acids. The transcript is spliced from 2 exons.
AUGGAAUUCAAUGGCAACACAACUGCUACUACUACAACACCACCUUUAAGUUUCACUUACUCUCCAUUGAUAUCUACUUCUUCCUCUCCACAAAUAUCUUCUUCUCCUGCUACCUCUCCUACUACCUCAUCUCAUCCGGCGCCCCCACCAGCUAUCGUUGUUAGCCCAUGUGCCGCCUGCAAGAUCCUCCGACGCCGAUGUGUGGAGAGGUGUGUUUUAGCUCCAUACUUUCCUCCGUCGGAUCCUAUAAAGUUCACUACAGCCCAUAGAGUCUUUGGAGCCAGCAAUAUCAUCAAGUUCUUGCAGGACCUUCCAGAAUCUCAGAGAGCAGAUGCAGUGAGCAGCAUGGUUUAUGAAGCCAAUGCCAGGCUUAGAGAUCCAGUAUAUGGCUGCGCCGGAGCAAUCUGCAAUCUUCAGAAACAAGUCACUGAGCUCCAAUCCCAACUAGCCAAGGCACAAGCGGAGAUCACCAACAUGCAAUGUCACCAAGGCAAUUUGAUUGCCCUAAUUUGCAUGGACAUGAGUAGUACUACUGCUACUAACACACAGCAAUCUAAAGAAGCGGUACUAGUACCCAUUUUGCAGCAGCAACCAUAUUCUAAUAUCCAUAUCGAUACGAAUUGUUUUCUUGAUGAGAACAAUCUGGACACUGCUUGUGACUGGGAACCUCUUUGGACGUGAUUAAACAGUGUAUCAUUUUGAACGAUCAAUGAUCAUGGGAAAUUGGGGAUGUAGCUAGCCAUUAUGUUGAGCCUGUAAACUACUGCGGAUAUCAAAGAGAUUAAG